Messenger RNA from Glycine soja, 708 nucleotides. RefSeq lists its product as uncharacterized. The transcript is spliced from 2 exons. Lineage: Eukaryota; Viridiplantae; Streptophyta; Magnoliopsida; Fabales; Fabaceae. The record is from RefSeq and is a predicted model, not a curated record. The coding region runs from base 1 to 582 and encodes 193 amino acids.
AUGGAACUGCAUCAAAUUAUUGCAAGACUUGGCUUAAGCCAUAAAGAGACUUGUGAAGUUGGCAGACCAAGCCUGAAUCCUCCACUUGAUAUCCAAGUGAGGGACUACGUCCGACACCGCCUUCCUCCUCCUCCGGCGGUCACCGCCACCGGCGCCCCGACGGCGUACGAGAUGCUGGAGAGCUUUCACUUUCCGGCAGGCAUUCUCCCGAAAAGAGUGACCGGCUACGAGCUGGACCCGUCCAGCGGAAAAUUCCACGCCGAUCUGAACGGUUCGUGCAGUUUCUCCCUCGAAGGUUCGUACCAGCUGAGUUACCAGAAAAUCAUCACCGUCUACGUAUCCGACGGCAGGCUCACCGAACUCCGGGGGAUUAGCGUGAAGAUCCUCUUCUUCUGGCUCAGCAUUCUCGACGUCGUUCGUUUCGGCGAUGAUCUCGAUUUCUCCGUCGGCGUCGCCUCCGCUUCCUUUCCCCUCGAUAACUUCUUCGUCUCCCCGCAGUGCGGUAGCGGCUUGGAUUGCGAUGGUUUUCGAAUUAGGAAACUCAAAUUGAGAAACGGAAAACCCUCCCUUUCCUCCGUUUAGAAAUUCAAUUCAAUCCAAUUCUCCUUUAUUUAACUAUGAUUAUUUGUGGACGCUUGUGUUGUAUGUUGUAUGAUAUCUCUUGUUAGAUGUUGAUUUUGUAUUUUUAAAUUAUUUUUAUUUUCUUCA